AAAAAAAGGAGCAUUCAUACGAACUUUACCCCACACUCCUCUCCUCUCAAACUCAAACUGUAUCUUCUUCAGAACCUCUUUGUUUCUUUUCAUACCUUUUCCGGUUUCAAAACCAAUUCAAUUCUUCAUUUCUGCUUUAAAAAUCGAAACUUUAACCACUUCCUCUCGUCAAAGCUCUCGUUUUUACAUGGUUCCAAGCAUCACUGAGACAAUCAUUGAGUCCUGUAGAAGAAAGGUUUGUCUUUUUGGAUUAGGUAGCGUAAUCUUGAGAUAAGAUGAAUGAUUUAGGAUGGGACGAGGAAGAGACAUCGAUGGCUAAUGCAGUUUUAGGAAACUCAGCUUCCGAUUUUCUCAAAACAAUCUCAUCUUCCAAUCAGAGUCUCUUUCUAUUAAUGGAAACCGACGAUACUCUCAACAAGAAGCUAUCUAGUUUAGUAGAGUGGCCAAACUCUGAGAAUUUCAGCUGGAACUACGCCAUCUUAUGGCAGCAGACCGUGUCUAGAUCCGGACACCGAGUCCUAGGCUGGGGAGACGGGUGCUGCCGCGAGCCUAAGGAAGAGGAAUCCAGCGUUUGUAACCGCCGCAGCAGCACCCUAGAGGAAGAAGAGAUGAGGAAGAGAGUGCUGCAGAAGCUUCAGAGAGUGUUUGGAGAAUCUGAUGAAGACAACUACGCUUUGAGCUUGGAGAGAGUUACGGCUACAGAGACUUUCUUCUUGGCUUCGAUGUAUUUCUUCUUUAAUCACGGCGAAGGUGGGCCUGGGAGGUGCUUUGCUUCGGGGAGACACGUGUGGUGGGUUGACUCGGGUGAUGAUUAUUGUUUCAGGUCUUUUAUGGCGAGGUCUGCUGGGAUUAGGACGGUUGUUAUGGUGAAUACUGAAGGUGGCGUUGUUGAGCUUGGUUCCGUUUGGUCUUUGCCUGAGAAUCUUGAGUUGGUUAAGUCUGUUCAGGGUUUGUUCACGAGGAGAGCUGAGCCGCCUUUGGUAGUUCACAAGCUUUUCGGACAGGAACUGAAUGUGGUUGGAUCAUCUACAAAUAAUCAGUUGAGAAUGUCAGAUUCUUGUAAUGAGAAUAGACUAGCAGUAGGAGGAGGAGGAGGAGGAGGAGGAGGAGGAGCUUGUGCUGUGGAGGAGAAGAGACCGAAAAAGCGAGGGAGGAAGCCUGCGAACGGGAGAGAAGAGCCGUUAAACCACGUGGAAGCUGAGAGGCAGAGACGGGAGAAGCUUAACCAGAGAUUCUACGCUUUGCGAGCUGUUGUGCCAAACAUUUCUAAGAUGGACAAAGCUUCUCUUCUGGAAGACGCUAUCUCUUACAUCAGAGAGCUUCAAGAGAGAGUGAAGAUCAUUGAAGCUGUGGGAGUAAGAACAGUAGAAAGUCAAGAAGUUGUUGAGAUUCAAGCUAGGGAAGAAGAGGUUGUUGUAAGAGUAAUCUCACCGUUGGAGACACAUCCAGCUUCAAGAAUCAUGCAAGCAAUGAGAAACUCGGAGGUUAGUGUGAUGGAGUCUAAGCUCUCAUCUGCUGAAGAGACAGUGUUUCACACUUUUGUGGUAAAGUCUAGUAACGGGUCGGAUCCGUUGACGAGAGAGAAGCUUAUAGCAGCCAUUAGUACCAUCUCAUAGUUCACAGGUUUCUGGUGAUUUGUAGCCUUCACAUUCAAGUGAAAGCUUCUUCUCUUUGUUCAGUGUAGGCAAACUUGACAAUAGAUAUAGAUAAAUCUUUUUUGUUUGUUUUCUUUCUUAGAGUGAAAGGAAUCCAGUUUCUGUUUUUA
This is a messenger RNA of Brassica oleracea var. oleracea, 1765 nucleotides long. Its product is annotated as transcription factor ABA-INDUCIBLE bHLH-TYPE-like. Bases 276 to 1616 code for a protein of 446 amino acids. The record is from RefSeq and is a predicted model, not a curated record. The transcript has a single exon. Gene Ontology annotation, biological process: regulation of DNA-templated transcription. Gene Ontology annotation, cellular component: nucleus. Gene Ontology annotation, molecular function: transcription cis-regulatory region binding; protein dimerization activity; DNA-binding transcription factor activity. Lineage: Eukaryota; Viridiplantae; Streptophyta; Magnoliopsida; Brassicales; Brassicaceae.